GUGAAGUCUAUCCUAACAAUAACAAAACAAAAUAAUUCUUCCAAAAUUCCAUUCUCACCUCAAUUUUUCAGAUGGAUUGUCCCAACGUUCUCAUCACGGCUCCAUCAGUAGGUAGGAAGAAUGCAACCUUAAUCUGCGUCCCUGUAAUAGCGGAAUCAGUUGAAAAAAUGAAGAUCCAUAUGCACAAAGCCAAAGCUGAAGGUGCAGACCUCGUCGAACUUCGAUUGGACUCGUUGAACACCUUCGAUCCCUUUCAAGAUAUUAACACUCUCAUUCACCACCGUCCGUUGCCAUUGUUGUUCACAUACAGGCCCAAAUGGGAGGGUGGUAUGUAUGAUGGCGACGAAAACAAACGGUUGGAUGCACUAAGGGUAGCAAUGGAGUUGGGAGCUGAUUACAUCGACGUUGAACUUAAGGUGGCGCAUCAGUUCUAUGACUCUAUACGUGGGAAGACAUACAAUCAAACCAGGGUCGUUGUUUCAUCUCACAACUUUGAACUUACUCCUUCAACUGAGGAUCUAAGCAACCUUGUAGCAAGAAUACAAGCAACGGGAGCAGACAUUGUGAAAAUUGCAACAACUGCUGUGGACAUUGCCGAUGUGGCACGCAUGUUUCAAAUAAUGGUGCAUUCUCAAGUAAGGCAUGUUCCGUUGAUUGGAAUUGUUAUGGAUGAUAGGGGGUUGAUUUCUCGUGUACUUUGUGCGAAAUUUGGUGGAUAUCUGACUUUCGGCACCCUUGAGUCAGGAGUAGUUUCAGCUCCUGGUCAACCUUCACUUAAGGAUCUAUUGCAUCUAUACAAUUUCAGAGCACUGGCACCUGAUACAAAAGUAUAUGGGCUUAUUGGAAAGCCUGUCAGUCAUAGUAAAUCGCCCAUGUUACUGAAUGAAGCCUUCAAGUCAGUUGGUUUUAACGGUGUUUAUAUAAUUCUAUUGGUGGAUAACAUUGCCAAUUUUCUCAGAACUUACUCUUCUACAGAUUUUAUGGGAUUCAGUGUUACCAUUCCUCACAAGGAGACGGCAGUUAAGUUAUGUGAUGAAGUUGAUCCAGUGGCUAAGUCUAUAGGGGCUGUGAAUUGCAUUAUCAGAAGACCAACUGAUGGGAAAUUAAUUGGGUAUAACACAGACUACAUUGGUGCUAUUUCUGCAAUUGAGGAUGGGUUACGAGGUAAACAUAAUGGUAGUAGCACAGUUGUUUCUCCAUUAGCCGGUAAGUUGUUUGUUGUAAUUGGGGCUGGUGGUGCUGGGAAAGCAGUUGCUUAUGGUGCGAAAGAGAAAGGAGCAAGGGUUGUGAUCGCGAAUCGUACCUACGAUCGGGCCAGAGAACUUGCUGAUGCAAUUGGAGGAGAAGCUUUGCCCCUUGCUGAUUUGGAUAAUUUCCAUUUGGAGGAUGAUAUGAUUCUUGCAAACACAACAUCAAUUGGAAUGAUACCAAAAGUUGACGAGACGCCUAUUUCUAAGCAUGCUUUGAAACAUUACUCCCUAGUUUUUGAUGUUGUGUAUACACCCAAGAUGACUAGACUGUUGAAAGAAGCAGAAGAAGCAGGAGUCACCAUUGUGACAGGAUUUGAGAUGUUUAUAGGGCAAGCAUAUGGGCAGUUUGAGAAUUUCACUGGAUUGCCUGCACCAAAGAAGCUCUUCAGACAAAUUAUGAAAGACUAUUAAUGAGUGGCUUUUUCAACUCCACAUGCUUACCUAAUGCGGUAUCAAGCUUCCUCUACAUUACUCUCCGCAUACAUUCCCAAGUGAAAAUGAGGGGAAGGACAACAUGCAACACCAUCUACUGAAUGCAGAAGAACAAUGUGUACCAUAGUUGAAGCCAGAAAACAGAAUGCUCACAAGGAAGAACCACCACAUUUGCAGAGUGAAAAAGGAAGGUAUGUAAAAACAAAAGGGUUAAAGUAAAUAACCCAAAAAAUUACUUUUGAAACUUCACAUCAAUAAUGGGCUACAUGAAGCAAUUGCCAUGAGAUUAAGAUGUCCUAAAUACUCCUAGAUUAGGUUUAGCCUACUUGGCUUAAAACUCAGAUAACCCACAAAAUAAGUAUAAAUGAAGGCACUGUUUAGGAGUUAAAAAUGUUCAUUAUUGCAUUUAAUAUAUACGAUGUAUUAUUUACUUAACGUCAAAACAUCCAUCUCA
Messenger RNA from Vigna angularis (adzuki bean), 2136 nucleotides. RefSeq names its product bifunctional 3-dehydroquinate dehydratase/shikimate dehydrogenase, chloroplastic. Gene Ontology annotation, molecular function: 3-dehydroquinate dehydratase activity; NADP binding; shikimate 3-dehydrogenase (NADP+) activity. NCBI's taxonomy places the organism in Eukaryota, Viridiplantae, Streptophyta, Magnoliopsida, Fabales, Fabaceae. The record is from RefSeq and is a predicted model, not a curated record. Gene Ontology annotation, biological process: shikimate metabolic process; chorismate biosynthetic process. The coding region runs from base 72 to 1661 and encodes 529 amino acids. The transcript is spliced from 12 exons.